Molecule: messenger RNA, 2653 nt
Organism: Zootermopsis nevadensis
Lineage: Eukaryota; Metazoa; Arthropoda; Insecta; Blattodea; Termopsidae
Product: proton-coupled zinc antiporter SLC30A5
Biological process (GO): regulation of DNA-templated transcription; intracellular zinc ion homeostasis; zinc ion import into Golgi lumen
Cellular component (GO): Golgi apparatus; cytoplasmic vesicle; membrane
Molecular function (GO): zinc ion transmembrane transporter activity; RNA polymerase II cis-regulatory region sequence-specific DNA binding; DNA-binding transcription factor activity, RNA polymerase II-specific
Source: RefSeq, a predicted model, not a curated record
AUCAGGGACACAUCUACUUCAAGAGCAAUUUACCCAUCAUCGAAGCAGAGUUGGUAUAUUACUCUUAUUAUCAGCUGUAAAGCAUUGCUUUGUGUGGGAAUUUUCCUGGCAUAUGAUCUGCUGAAAGUUGCCAAUGUUGUUCUGCUUGUUUGCCUUCUCAAAUUGGUUAUGUACAAAUCAGGAUAAAGGAGCUUGUGAAAGGGAGUUGAUUCAAUUUUAUUUGAAGCUGUGUUGAAAAGGUCUCAGUGCAUUUAAAGAAUGGAAUGACGAUUCAUGCUAAUUGAGUUUAAAAUGAUGAGUGCCUGUUUUAGUAUCUUUGAUCCAGUUGAAGGUAUCACUUUAUCUAACAAGACAAGGUUGUGAAGGGAGCUAAGGAUCAGGCAGGUUUACUGUACCAUGAGUUCCAGACAGAAACGAUCUAAUGGUGGUUAUGGUCUUCGCAGAAAAGUAGCAAAAAAAAGGUUGGAUGAAGAUUUUGAGUACUACUUUUCUAAAAUUGGUUCACAUUUGGAUGCACCUACUACAAAACCAAUAAAGGAACAGAGAGAAAACAAGGUUCAUACACAUUUAGUUACAGUGACUGAAUUGGUAGACCCAAGUGAGGGGUCAGAUAUGAAGAUUAAUGGGUCUCCAGAGAAAAGAACUCGUGGCAGACCCAGAAAAAUCCACCCAAACCAAAGUCAAGAGCAUUAUUUUACAGAUUCUGCUCUCAGACUUGUGGAUUUAAAAGAGAAAGGAGCCAAAAAGCUCAGAGCUGAAUAUUUGAAUGAAACAGAAACAUCAAAAGCUGUUGGUGAGAUUUACUCAAAAAGUGAGCCUCUUAUGACAGUGGCCUGUGAAGAGGAAGUUGGGAAUGUUGACUGUAUAGUUAAGCGAAUUAAAUUGGAGACAGUGCUGGCAGGGGACGAUAUGACAGGUCUGCAGGAAGAAGAAGUGGGUUCUCUUCCCGAAGGAGAGAAGGAGAACUUGCCUGAGGAUGGGGUUCAUCUUGAUCCAGAGUCUGAUGCCGAGGAAGGGCUGGGCUUGCGAAUAGCUGUAAAUGUGCAUGCCGACAUUGACGACGAAGCCAUGUUUGAGGAAGAACAUGAUGGGUUGGUGAAAGAUACAGCUAUGCUGAAAAUGAAACGUAAAUAUAAGAAAGGUUGUCUUAGUCAAGAUGCAAUUCAGAAACUGAGUCAGUUAAGUCCUGAUGAUAAGAUUGAGUGUAAUGAGUGCCACAAACUUUUAAAGCCAUCUUCAUUCCGGCAGCACCUGCGAACUCACACUGGAGAGAAGCCUUUUGGUUGUGAAGUUUGUGAGGCGAGAUUCACACGCAAGGGUGAUGUGGAACGCCAUGUACGCAUUGUGCACAAUAAGCAGAAACCAUUUAAGUGUUGUCGUUGCCAGCGAGCUUUUGGGGAUAAGAAGAAUCUCCGGUGGCAUCUUAUGAAUCAUGAUAAGAAGCUGUUUUAUGUGUGUGAGGUGUGUGGUUUCAAAUUUGGGAAGCGUGAAUACUGGGAAAAUCAUGUAAGGUUUAUCCAUCCAAUCCCAGGUGGUCUGGAACUUGAUGAAAAUAAUAUCGAAAGAAUAGAUGACGAAGAGGAGACUGAAGAUCGUUUGAGAACCUUGACCAAAACUUUACUUGGUGAAGACGAAUUAGCAGUGGAUGAUCCGGGCGAGGAGUGUGCUGUGGCAGCAGCUGCCAUAAAUUCAAUCCAGUCAAAGGAACACGCAACAGAUGAUGCAGUCAGUCCAGAGGUUACAUUGCCAUAUGUCAAUCAUGUAUCAAGACAGGAAGGAAUAAAAUUCAUCAAUGUUAAAAACUUAAAUUUAUCUAGUUUGGUAAAAAUGGGGCAACCAAAAACAAACAGAAACCUUGAGCAAUACACUCAAGUGGUUAAUCAAAAUCAGGGAAGGGGAAUUGAAGCAGUAGUGAUUCAGUUUGAUGGGUCUGAUUCAGAAUGCAGUGCUUUACAGUCUAUUCAGCAUACACAGCCAAGUUUUCAGCAACAGUUGGCCCCCAAUCUAAUUCACGUUGUAAAUUCUCAAGAUAUGUUGGAAAUUGUAGAAGCAGAGGAGUCGCAGGAUCAGGAGUCAAUUGUUAUUGAGACACAGGACUUUGCCGAGGCCACUCUGAACAAGCCAGGGACUACAGAAGUGAUGGAAGAACAAGUAGUAGAGGUGUCUGGAGGAGGGCCAAGUACCAUAGAAGUGGACAGUAGCCCUGUUCAUUAUGUUAAUGAAGCAGAUAUCGAGCCUUCCAAAGUGAUUAGCAUAAUGCUAACUGAGAAUGGAGAUGCUGGUGGUGAUAACAGUUCUGUGCAGACGCUGAUAGAAGCAUUGCUUGUUGCAGCAAAAGAUGGUCAAAGUAAUGGCACUCAGUCUACAUGAACCUCAGUUGAUGUAUCGAUGAUUUAAGCAAUGAUAAAUAAGCAGUUAUUUCUGUGUAUAUAAUUAUAAAUUUUAUCAAAAAUAUCCAUCUACCAUUGAAAAUAGUGUCAUAAGUAUAUUAAGAUGCUAGUAUAUGCUGUAAGUGUAACUUAACAGUUGACCUCUUGCAUAUACAGUGUGAAUUUAUUACAUGAUAAGUUGUCUUUCAGGUUACAUCAUUUUUGUGUGUGAAAUUCGUUUUUUCUUUGUUGAUAGACAAAUAUGUGAAACAAGUUAUGAUGUG